AUGUCGACCGAAACCGAGAAGAAUGACGCAAAGACGGAGUCGCUACUAGACGCGUCAACGCCAACGCUUGUGGACGCCGUCAUUUCUGAGCCCGAGAAAGAUGCAACUGCCGAUGUGCACCUUGUUGAGAAGAAGCUAGAAGGGCUCGCAGUCGGAUUAGUUACUACUAAAGUCCAAGCAACGGGGUCCACAGGUGAUGAUUCGGAAUCUGCACAGGAACAGAAGCCUUCGAUCUCGCAUGUUAACGAAGACUCCACGACAGGCACUCAGCUCGGAAGCGGUGAUCUCAAACCAGACUCUACGCAGGACUCGCAAAGCGAGUACCUCUUUCGACCACCCCAAACAAUAUUCAGCUCAUUCCGUAGCACACACCAAUCCCGUUCCUACGAGCAGAAGGAGUCCCGCCAACCCUCCAGACGCAAGUUCGAGAAUAAGGAUGAUGUUCGCGAUAUUCACGAUCGUAGCUAUCGGAACAUCCUAGAUCCCCGUGGAGGUACACCAGAGCGCUUCAUGACUAUCACUGCCCAACAAUUAUACGGUUCCAACCCACCAAGUCUGGAAGAACUACGUGUUAGCGAUUAUGCUCUUGGUCUGAUCAGGCCCUUAUCGUUGGGUGAUGCACCAAAGCAAUCAUUGACGGCCGGUACCUCACAUCCUAUCGACGAUGACGAGCCAGUCGAUGGGAGGCCAGCAACGCCUACAGGUCACGGCUUAUCCGGUGGUGAAGUUUCCGCUAACUCCCUAUCCAGUCUAUCGGGAAAGUCAGCAGCUUUGUCACAUUCGCGCUUGCCUAGCGUUCGGAAGGAGCCAGCUAGUGAACAGGCGGCUGAGCCAACCAGCUUGAUAAGUGUCUCUGGCACUCCGAUCAAUCCAUCGCCAGCGAUGGGCGGACAGAUGGAUCUGGGAACAUGUUCAACCGCAGGCGAGGUCUGGCAGAGACAGUGCAACCUUUGCCCCACUGUUCGUAGAUUUCACUCAGCCGACGAGCUUCUGGCUGCAAGUGACCUAUGCGAAGGAUGCGAGGCAAAGAGGAAGACUUCAUGUUAG
Molecule: messenger RNA, 1047 nt
Organism: Alternaria triticimaculans
Lineage: Eukaryota; Fungi; Ascomycota; Dothideomycetes; Pleosporales; Pleosporaceae
Exons: 1
Coding region: 1-1047 (348 amino acids)
Source: RefSeq, a predicted model, not a curated record